AUGUCAGUAUCUCGUUACUCAGCUGAGGAAUCCAGCUCAAUGCCUAAGAGAGUUAAGAUGGGCGUCCCACUGGUGUUAAGUUUUUCAGAUGAGGACAAACUUGGAACCAUACAGCUCCAUGAUGAUGCUUUAGUGGUUACACUUAGAAUUUGUGGGUACGAUGUGAAAAUGGUGAUGAUUGACCAAGGCAGCAGAGUUGAGAUAAUGUAUCCUAACCUAUAUAAGGGACUAAAUUUGAAACUUGAAAACUUAAUAGCCUACAGUUCUCUUCUAGUGGGGUUUGAAGGUAAAAUGGUCAUUCCGAAAGGUCAGAUCAGAUUACCUGUGCAGACCGGCCUGGAUGUGGUGGAGGUGGACUUCAUUGUUGCAGAUGCUUUCUCUCCAUACUUGGCCAUUAUGGGCAGACCCUGGCUUCAUACCUUGGGGGCCAUCUCCUUUACUCUUCACUAG
This is a messenger RNA of Quercus lobata, 450 nucleotides long. RefSeq lists its product as uncharacterized. The transcript has a single exon. The coding region runs from base 1 to 450 and encodes 149 amino acids. The record is from RefSeq and is a predicted model, not a curated record. Lineage: Eukaryota; Viridiplantae; Streptophyta; Magnoliopsida; Fagales; Fagaceae.